UAUAUAAUAUGUAUAUAUAUAAUAUGUGGGUGAGUGUGUGUGUGUGAGAGAGCAAUUUUGGCUGUAUAAUCACGUGGAAAAAAAAUGGCGUCUAUGGGUGCAAUCGUGAUUGGUUAUUCAAUUGGCCAUCGGUGAUUUUCAUCGCUUCCAUUGUAAACCUUCAAUAAGCUGUUACCGGUGUUGAACAUAACCUACAAAUCUGUUGGUCAGAUGCUGUAUCACCUAAAAUAUCUAAGAAAGUUUAAACAGUUGUAUUGACCUGAUAAAUCUCAGCAGUUUGUUUAAAGACACAUCAAUGCCGAAAUACUAUUGUGAUUAUUGUGACACUUAUUUGACACAUGACUCGCCGAGCGUGCGGAAAACCCAUUGCCAGGGUCGUAAGCACAAAGACAAUGUGAAGUAUUUCUAUCAGAAAUGGAUGGAGGAGCAAGCUCAGCACUUGAUCGACGCAACGACUGCUGCUUUCAAGGCCGGUAAGAUCGCCUCUAACCCCUUUGCGGCCAGUAAGGGCGCGGCGAUACCGCCACCACCGAAUCUUGGCUCCAGCCUUGGCUCAAGAUCCGGAGUGCCACCACAAGGACCUCCAGGAAUGAUGCCACCACCUGGUAUGCAUCCAGCAGGUCCCAUGGGACCAGGUGGUCCAAUGAUGAUGGGACCUCAUGGACCAAUGCCACCUCCUAUGAUGGGUAUGAGGCCGCCGAUGAUGGGGCCUAUGGGUCCAAUGGGUCCUAUGAUGGGUCCUAUAGGUCCUAUGGGUCAUAUGAGACCACCGAUGAAUGGACCACCACCUCCAAUGGUAGGUCCACCACCAAUGAAGAAAUGAUCAAAUUAAGGACUCUUAUUUUUGAUGUAUUUUGUGAGAUGCUAUUGAACUCGGAAUACUGUGGUGUUAUGUAAGAAAAGAUGCAUAUAUAGUAUUGUAUAUUUGAGAAUUUUAUACAAACUAUAUAUGGAAACCAUACUCUAUAGUUGAAAACCAUUCAUCAUUCUGAUAUAUAUUAAAAUAAUUUAUGUUAUUAACACAUUCAUGUAUGUAGCACAUUUAUAAUUUACUGUGUGUAUAUCAAUUGUUUCUUAUUUAACAUAUAUAAAGCAAAAUUUCUAGGCAUGAAGAUAAAACAUACAAAAUUUAUAAUAUUGGAACUUUAAAAGUGU
Molecule: messenger RNA, 1155 nt
Organism: Linepithema humile (Argentine ant)
Lineage: Eukaryota; Metazoa; Arthropoda; Insecta; Hymenoptera; Formicidae
Gene: snRNP-U1-C
Product: small ribonucleoprotein particle U1 subunit C
Biological process (GO): spliceosomal snRNP assembly; mRNA 5'-splice site recognition; mRNA splicing, via spliceosome
Cellular component (GO): U1 snRNP; nucleus
Molecular function (GO): zinc ion binding; pre-mRNA 5'-splice site binding
Source: RefSeq, a predicted model, not a curated record